AUGUCGGGUCUUUUACAGACGAAGCACCUGAGCAAGUUGAGCAAUUUUGAAGCACUAAUUAAGAAUCGACGCACCAUCGCGGGAGUGAAUCAGGUUAGAGAGACUCCCCCGUCCAAGCAGCUGCGACUUGAUUUUCAUGAUGGGACCAUCUCACAACCUUCCCUCGACAAGCUCGUUGUGAACUUUGUCAACGGCGGUAUGCAGCGAUUUUUUAUAGUUGAAAAUUUCUCUUUUGUCCUCCUCAUAAGGGCACUUUCCCCCAAGAAAACUUUGCUGGCCCGUAAAGCGCUGAUAUCGCGCAGACAAGAGGAGUACAUGGAAAUGAAGGAUCGCUUAAAGCAGGAGCUAUCCAAUGUUGCCUACGUGUGCAUCACUGCCGACUGCUGGACGACUUUCCGCAGGUGCUACAUUGGCAUAACUCUUCUGUGGCUUUUGUCACGCACACUGGAGCGAAGGUCAGCAGUUCUGGCAUGCCGAAGGCUAGUGGAGCGAGUGACUGAUGACAUUCUGGCCGCUACAAUUUCUGAAGUGCUUGAGGAAUACGACCUACAAACCAAGGUGACAAGGGUCAUCACUCACAAUGGAUCAAAUUUUUUAAAAGCAUUUAGCAUCUUCGGGGAGAAGUCAUUUCUGGGUAAGGAAGACGAGGAGAUUGAUAUCGAAGGCGUUGACCUAAGCAAGCUGAUAGACAGCGCCGACGAGGGAAUUUGUCUACCCCAGCAUCACCGCUGUACUGCCCACUGUCUGAACCUUGUAUCUACCGUUGAUGCUUCAUGCGCAAGUGAAGACGAAGCGUUCUCAAAGAUGUUCACUGUUAUGUUGUAUUGCGCGCGUUUCAGCACGUAUGACGCGCCCCCUUUUUUUCUUUUGAUCGCUCCUCCUCUGCCUACUCUUUCCCUCUCUGAUAACAUUCUAUAAGUUACGCAUGCCUGCCGGCCGCGCGUUCUUCUCACUCGCUCGCUCCGUCAUGGAAUAAAGUCAUUCCACCUCGCCACUCGCCGAGCUGCUCUCGUCAAUCCUGUUCGUCCACUCGCACGAA
Molecule: messenger RNA, 1039 nt
Organism: Ixodes scapularis (black-legged tick)
Lineage: Eukaryota; Metazoa; Arthropoda; Arachnida; Ixodida; Ixodidae
Exons: 3
Coding region: 1-918 (305 amino acids)
Source: RefSeq, a predicted model, not a curated record